Ceratina calcarata is the source of this 2553-nucleotide messenger RNA. RefSeq lists its product as uncharacterized. The transcript is spliced from 3 exons. NCBI's taxonomy places the organism in Eukaryota, Metazoa, Arthropoda, Insecta, Hymenoptera, Apidae. The record is from RefSeq and is a predicted model, not a curated record. Bases 639 to 2420 code for a protein of 593 amino acids.
GUUUAUGGCAAUGUGUUCUAGACUGUUCAAGAUAUUGCAUAAUAUUGUUUGCAAAAUCUGUCAAAUUGGCUGCUUCUUUUAUUCGAUUUAAUCCAUAGCAAAUUGUUAUUUCACGAUCGUGAAUGAUUUAAAAAACGGACAGAAUAUACAUAAUGCUAGCAUGUAGAACGAUCGUCGCGCGACCGAUUCGCAUGAUUUAUUCGACGCUCGACAAAGCCUGUGCGCGGCACAUAUUUAAAAUGUCGUUUCAAUGCGAUCGGCCUCUCCUCCUAAUGAACCUGAAUGCUCGCUCACUCGGAAGUGCCAUUGCAGAAAAUAAAAUGCGCAACGGGUUUGAAUUAUGAACAGACAUGUACCUACGUGCCGAGAGGGGCGCAGCUGGUCCAGUAACGUCAAGUUCCUUUUUAAACAGGGGUGUGGCGAAGCGAUUUGCAUAUGCUGGCUGGACGCAACGCCGGCCGAGCACUCUUAUUUCGGAUUUCACUCAUUGAAAUCUCGUGCCGGCCGGUCGAUACGAAAUUCGCGAAAUGCUAAUCGUCGCACGAAAAUCCAGGUGUCAUCUGCAUAACCGUGCAGAGUGUUUAGAAGGAUAGACGUAGUCGAAUAGAAUGGUUAUUUUAGAUAUUGUGAUGGGAUGAAUGCAAAUAGGAAUUGAUGCGAUUUGCAAUUCCAGCAAGGACACCGAGACUGUAGGCGGUUAUACCGAAGUCGGGAAGCGAGAAAAAUCCACGCACUAUGGCCGUGAGUGUCCAUCGCUGCCCAACUGCUAUACCUGCUACCCGCCGGGAUCCACGUUGCUGGAGUGUCGCCUCGAAGGUGAUCAACCUGUGGCACAUGUUGUCCAAGUACCUGGACGGGGAUGCCCGGUCAACCAGAAAACGUGUCUAGUCGUCGAGACCAAGGGGACGGAGUUCGGACCAUUAUCCAGGAUCGUGUCUCAGCCACACGAAGAGCUAACAAGAUCCGCUGAAGCAUUAAUGCCGUGUCAAACACAGACGUCGCAGCUGCCAAUGAGCUAUUGCUUAGAGUCGAGCGAAUGUAGAGGAGGACCAGUGGCCAGAGCUGUGAUAGUUCCCACGAAUAACUGUCCCUCGAGCAAAGUUACCACCAUGGAGACCACCAAUGAAGGGCAUUACGACAAGCCGACGUCGAAAAUCGUGUACGGUCCAACGAUCAAGGAAACUACCGCCCCCAUUUGCAACGAUGAACCGGUAACCGUUAUCAAUUGCAAGGCCAAUAGAAAGCAAACCGCAGUCAGAUUGACUAGAUGCUUGGUAAACGCGAACCCUGGAGCGAAAACACAUUUUGAGACCUGCGUUGCGAGGGACGGAAGCUGUCCCACCACUAUGGGUUUUGUACGUCCGUGCGAUCAAGACCCGACCCAACAAAGCGUUGUUGAGACAAGCAUCGACGAGUGCGGGAUAUCCAAUGCGUGCAUGGACACGUGUUCACAGGACGACAAGUUUUGCGGGUGUUUGGAGUCGAGGCCUUGCAAGGCCGGACCAACCGCCAAGAUAACGCAACACAAUGCACGCGACACCGUCCAAGACACACGGCCAGUAGUCAAUAGAUUCGAAGAGUCCACGGAGAAAGUUUAUCGCACGCCGCCGGAUUGCGUGGUCACUUGUUCGGGUUAUAAAAAACCGAGGUUCAAGUGUCCUGCCAAAGAUUUCCACCCUAGGAUAGAACGUAGAAACGGUCUCGAUCCGGGCGAUCAAGAAUACACGUCAAAUCCUUUCAAACGUCCCAUAAAAAAGCAGAGACAAGUCUGUCCCAGACAUUGCUGUCCGCCUAUACAUAAGCCAAAAUCAACAUCGCAUGGACAGUGCCAAAGAGCACAAUCUGCGAUUUCCAGAUUGUCUGAACAUUGUCUCCCCAUCGAACGUCCGAAGUCGUGUCUAGAUUCCCCCUCACGUCUCAAAUAUCAACCUGACUCCGGUGACCAUGCUUCUCAACCCAUGGGAAUGUUUGUACCAUGUACGAGUACGGUCGAGCCAAGUCACAAGUCUCGUACAGAUCCGCCUGAUUUGAAACCUAUCAAAUGCGUCCUGGUGCCAUGUACAAUUGUGAGUAAAACGGAAGAAGAGGUAAAGAGUGAGAAGAUAGACAGAGAACAAACAAGGAAGACGAAACGAUGUGUGGAAGAAUGUCCAAAAGUCAAAGUAGAAAAAAUGGUUCCGUGUUCCAAAGGCUUUACCGUCGAAAUUAAAUCGGAAGAAUUAUUGACUCGCUAUAGAGAGUACAUGUCACCUAACACGCUGUACCGAUACGAGACUUCUCGUUCCAAGAGGAACGGUCUUCAAGACGAAAUGAAGCUGCCCGUACCUCGCAUGGUGCUCGAAUUAAAAAACAAAGAAAUUGAGGAACUGUGUCGUGAGGGAUCCGCGAAGUUCGAUGCGAAGGACGAGUGUCCCUGCUGACCACAAAACCGCAUCGUGUUGAUCUCGUUUCGUACAACGAGGGGGCUCGUCAGGAUCGACUUAUGCUCGAUACAUAUUGUCAACGGGGUCCUUGUAAUAUUGUACAGUUUAUUUCAAAGUGGAGUUUUAUAUU